Octopus sinensis (East Asian common octopus) is the source of this 2377-nucleotide messenger RNA. RefSeq names its product zinc finger protein 91-like. Gene Ontology annotation, biological process: regulation of transcription by RNA polymerase II; central nervous system development. Lineage: Eukaryota; Metazoa; Mollusca; Cephalopoda; Octopoda; Octopodidae. The record is from RefSeq and is a predicted model, not a curated record. Gene Ontology annotation, cellular component: nucleus. The coding region runs from base 508 to 2205 and encodes 565 amino acids. Gene Ontology annotation, molecular function: RNA polymerase II cis-regulatory region sequence-specific DNA binding; DNA-binding transcription factor activity, RNA polymerase II-specific. The transcript has 3 exons.
UAUUCGGAUUCUGUUACUUCCGCCUGGCAUCGACCAAAACCGUUUCUGGCGAAGAACUUUGUCGCAUGUUAAUCGAAAUUAGCAAAGAAAAUAUAAAGUAAAACGGAAAAAAUCAGAGAUGAAGCUGGCAUAAACAUUUUUGUUUUUUAUACAAGAGAAGCAUCAUCAAUAUUUAUCAUCUUUUAAGGACAAACGAUGUUUUGCUGAACAAAUAUAACUAUUUUCACAUAAAUUUAAUAAAUUAUAUUGAACGAUUUCCUCUGGGUAAGAUUACUAACAACAUUUGUGUAGGCCGUUCGCUUGAAUGAGUACAAUGCAAUUCUGCAUUUUAAAUAUAUUCAGAUAAAUUAAUGAAGCACUUUGCAUCCAGAUGAUGGACACACAGCAGAAGAAAAUUUAUUAGAAAUAAAUUAUAGAAAGGAAAGCAGCAAACAUAAUAUAUUUUGGCGAGAGAAGAAAAAUUAUUAUUCAGUGAGUUAAGCAACUGUUAUUGUUUGCUCUGAAAAGAUGGCAAAAAGCUUGUCAAAGUCUUCAUCUGAGUGUGAUAUCUGUAAAAAGUCAUUCAGUUCAAGAGGUAAUCUAACAACACAUAUGCGUAUUCAUACAGGAGAGAAACCAUAUCACUGUGAUAUCUGUGGUAAAAGGUUCUCUAGAAAAGAUGAAUUAACUAUUCAUAGACGUGUUCAUACAGGAGAGAAACCAUAUCAGUGUGAUAUCUGUGGCCAAUCAUUCACUCGUAAAGAUAUUUUAACUACACAUAAACGUAUUCACACAGGAGAGAAACCUUAUCAGUGUGAUAUGUGUAGUAAAUCAUUCUCUACGAUUACUAACUUAACUGAUCAUAAACGCAUUCAUACUGGAGAAAGACCAUAUCAUUGUAAUUUCUGUGGUAAAUCAUUCAAUCAAAAUAAUCAGCUAACUAAACACAAACGUAUUCAUACAGGGGAAAAGCCAUAUCACUGUGAUAUCUGUGACAAAUCAUUCUCUCGAAAUGAUGAGUUAACUACACACAAGCUCAGUCAUACAGGAGAGAAACCUUAUAGGUGUGAUAUCUGUGGUAAAUCAUACUUUGUAAAUAAUGCUUUGACUGUACACAAACGUAUUCAUACUGGAGAAAAACGAUUUAUUUGUGAUAUUUGUGGUAAAGCAUUUGUUGGAAGUAAUGAUUUAAAGGGACAUAAACGAAUUCAUACAGGAGAAAAACCAUAUCACUGUGAUAUCUGUGGUAAAUCAUUCCCUCGAAGUCAUAGUUUGCGUAGUCACAUACGUAUUCAUACUGGAGAAAAACCAUAUCAUUGUGAUAUCUGCGGUAAAUCAUUCACUCAAAGUACUGCUGUAACUGUACACAAACGUAUUCAUACUGGAGAAAAACCAUAUCAUUGUGAUUUCUGUGGUAAGUCGUUCAAUCAAAAUAACCAGUUAAUUAAGCACAAACGUAUUCACACAGGAGAAAAGCCCUAUCACUGUGAUAUCUGUGAGAAAUCAUUUGCUCGAAAUGACGAACUAACUACACACAAACACAUUCAUACAGGAGAGAAACCUUAUAGGUGUGAUAUCUGUGGUAAAUCAUUCCCUCAGAAUAGUGCCUUGACAGGACACAAACGUAUUCAUACAGGAGAAAAACCAUUCCCUUGUGAUAUCUGUGGUAAAGCAUUUGUUCAAAGUAGUGAUUUAAAAGGACACAAACGAAUUCAUACAGGAGAAAAACCAUAUCAUUGCGAUAUCUGUGGUAAAGCAUUUUCUCAAAGUCCUGCUGUAACUGUACACAAACGCAUUCAUACAAGAGAAAAGCCAUAUCACUGUGAUAUCUGUGGUAAAUCAUUCCCUCGAAGUAAUUCUUUGACUGAUCAUAAACGUAUUCACACAGGAGAAAAACCAUAUCAUUGUGAUAUUUGUGGUAAAUCAUUUAUUCGGAGUAACGAUUUAAAGGGACAUAAACGUAUUCACACUGGUGAAAAACCGUAUCAUUGCGAUAUCUGUGGUAAAUCAUUCUCUCAACGUACUGCUGUGAUUGUACAUAAACGUGUUCAUACCAGAGAGAAGCCAUAUCAUUGUGAUAUCUGUGGUAAAUCAUUCUCUUACAGUAACCUAUUAACUAAGCACAAAUGUAUUCAUAUGGGGGAAAAGUUAUAUCCAUGUAAUAUCUGUGGUAAUUCAUUCUCUCAACAGGAUGAUUUAGCUAAACAUGUCUGUAUUCUUUCAUGAGAGAAAGACUGAAAAAUCUCUUAAAUGUCUGUAUUCAUACCCAUGUAGGAAACUAAAUAAGAAGGAACAAACAAAUCAUAACAUAUAGUAUUUCAUCAUACUAAAAUAGUAUAGAAGUGUGUCAUGUACUUCUGGUUUGUGGGUACACUUUUUCUGUAAGUUAUGUAUAUUC